AUGUAUGUUGACACACUGGAUAUCAUCUCUACGAUCGUGGUAGAUGCUCCAGAAGCAGAUGCCGAUAGUUCAGAAAUGGAAAAGGAAAAAAAAUUCGAUCUGAUAGUGUUAAAUGUAAACCAAACCAUUAAGGAACUUUCCCAGAUAUAUAGCACAAUAGGGUAUUCGUCCCAGGAAAUCUCUGCCAAAAAGGCAGAGAUCUUCUCCCAUAUCGAAAACACCAUAUCAAACUUCGUAUCUAGUCUACAGCGAGAGAAAAAUUCCAUAGAAAACGAAUGCGAAUGGUUACGACAACAAAUCAGAAUCAUACUUGCCAUGAUAAACGAGAGCAGGGGAGAAAAAUCAUUAUCUCUACUUGAACGGGGAUUGGCUUUCAAUGACAACAGCCUCUACGAAGAGGGAUAUAAGGAAGAGGUGCUCCGUAAACUUGCACAGAUACAACAGAGAAAACUCAUGACCCAAGACUUUAACGACAACCAGAUGGACUAUGAACAGCAGUAUGAUUAUAUGAUGAAGACGAUUCCGCAGCUUUCGCUUAUUGAAUUGAAGAACAAAUUGAACUCGAUCUUUCUUGAAGUAUUGAAGGCCUUUGUAGUGCUAUUCAAGAAACUCAAUGAUCUUAAUCUUGAGUAUGUCAACAAAGGUGAGAUUGUAGGCGAUAUCCACUCACAGGAUGCCAAUUCUCAAAUACUUUCCACUCUUCAUAGUAAAGAGGAAGCUGAAAUGCAUCAAAGUCUUAUCAAUGAGUUUGAGUCCAUUAUAGAAGAAAUGAAUUUAUCCAAGAAGAACUCCGGCUUGAAGCACCCAGGACUGAAAGAUGACCUGAACACGUUUAUACUAUCAAGUCCUCGAAAAUCCAAAAAGGAGAAAACAGACCAACCUGAUUCUCAAAUUGACUCUUUGAGAGAUAUAAACUACCAGUUAGUCAGAGUAAUAAGAGGACUCAAGAUCACUAAGAUUACACCUGAUAUAUUAUCGGCUGUACAGAAAGAAAUUGACUAUUGCAAUAGAGAAAUAGAGUCGAGAAAGCAGAGAAUUGGACAAAUAACUGAAACUUGUUUCUUUCUCAUAAAAACAUUGCAUUUGAAUAAUGACCAACUUCUUGAGAUCCAAAAGAGUCAUGAAGUGAAACAUGAUGGCUCUGAUGGGUUCUUUGACAUUGAAACUUUACGACUUAUACAACACGAUCCUAGCCAGUUUGGUUUGGUCGAUGCCCAUUUAAACUAUCUAGACAGGUUCUGUAAUAUUCUUCAGAACAUCAAAGAUACCAAACAGCAGAAAUGGGAACAUUAUGUAUCCACAUGCCAAUCGUUGUGGGAAAAGCUUGGUGAAAGUGCAGAGUAUACGGAAAACUUCUUGAAGAUGAACAGCGCUCUUACUGAUAUCUCGUUGAUGAAUUUGAAACUUGAAUUGAACAAAUUAUACAUGAAGAGGUCCGAGUUUAUUGAAAGUUUUAUUUCCGAUGCCAGAGUGGAAAUAGAAAAGCUUUGGGACAAAAUGUUUUACGGGAAGGAACAAAGAGUAACUUUCAGGUACUACAAUUAUGACGCUGAUGACGACAGCCACGACAAAGAGACAGUUCUCUCUGAGCAUGAACAGGAAUUGGCACGAUUGGAGAGUGAGUACACAUCAAAACUGUCAGUGUUGAUCCAUUAUGAACAACUAAAUGGACUAAUUAAGGAUCAAGAAUUCCUUCGUGAAUCCUCCAAGAACUCCGAGAGAUUGCUUAGCAAGGACUCUUGUAAAAUCUUGCUCAAUGAGGAAAAGAUCAGAAAACGAAUCAACAAGAAUCUUCCACGAUUACUUGAAGGCUUAAAGAGUGAAAUUGUCAAGUACAACAACUCUGCAUUACAAGAAGGAAAGAAACCGAUUCUGAUCAACGGCGAAGAUUUCUUUGAGAAAAUAUUAAUUAUUGAAUCUGAACAAUUGAACCAAUCUAGUGCUCGAUCUACGAGAGGAUUUAGAAAGCCUAGAACUACUACUUCAGUUUCUCCAACUCGAACAAAUAAUAAAGCUCCGAUCAAUCGUACUAGACCAAUUGUGUCUCCUGUGAAAACAUCUCGAUCGCCAACUUCAAUGUCUGCCAGAGCAUCUAGGCCAACUCUUUCCAGAAGAACGUCGCCAUUAAAUACUUUAUCAGAACGGACUUUUAACAAUCCUACCACUAUUCGCUUAACAAAUGCGAUUAAUUCAAGUAUGAGUGGAAGCAGCAAUUCCAGUACUUCUAGUGCUGAAAGUCCAAUUCAUAUGGGAAAUAGUUUUUCACCAAUGAAGUCUUUUGUAGCUCACUUGCAACCCCUCAACUCACCAUUAGUUGCAGAUGGAAACAAGAUGAGCCAAAUUUCAAAAAGGAACUUGAAUCAUAACUUGCAAAAAGAGUAUUCUUCUCCAUAUGAAAUGUCACCUAUCAAGAUAAAUUUGAAAAACUCCUCUGGGAGAAAGCACAGUAUAUCUACCUGCGACACUUCCACCUUAAUAGGUGAUGACUACCAGCACUGGAGAAACGAGAAGAUCAAACAAAUGAACAGCAUGCAAUAG
This is a messenger RNA of Scheffersomyces stipitis CBS 6054, 2538 nucleotides long. RefSeq names its product Ase1p (gene ASE1). The transcript is spliced from 7 exons. Lineage: Eukaryota; Fungi; Ascomycota; Pichiomycetes; Serinales; Debaryomycetaceae. The coding region runs from base 1 to 2538 and encodes 845 amino acids. Gene Ontology annotation, molecular function: microtubule binding. Gene Ontology annotation, cellular component: spindle; mitotic spindle midzone; cytoplasm. The record is from RefSeq and is a predicted model, not a curated record. Gene Ontology annotation, biological process: mitotic spindle midzone assembly; microtubule cytoskeleton organization.